UACACCUCUCACAGACCUCAUGGAAGGGGUGACCCCCACCGGGGAAGGAUCUCUGGGUGGAGAUUCCCUCUUGUAGAGUUUCCUCGUGAGCCGAGAUUUUUGGAGAUGGCAAUGGGAGGCACAACGUUCUGAGCGACCUACGCUCUCCCCUUCUGCGCGGGAGCCGCAGCGGAGCGUUCCCACAGCGCUCCGUGCGGGAAGCUUCACUCUGCCUGACCUGCCCGCGAAGCACGUGCGCACCGACGGGCGCGGCGAUACAUGAGAGCGCUCCCCGAGCCGCGGCGCUGCCUUCUCAUGAACCUCACGCACACCCGCGGACGAAUCGCGCUCCCCGCCGUGCUCCGACCGCUCCGACAGCCCGGUACGGAGCGCGCCGUCGGGCUCUGCCUCCGAGCGCCGAUCUCCGCUAAAGCCAGAGGAGCGCAGCGGGGAGCGGAGCUGCACCCGGGCUGCACGUGUGGGGCGCGGCGGCUCCGCGCUGCGCGGGUCCGGCGGAGCUUCGAGCCCGGGGGGGUCCGAGCCGGAGCUGCCAGCGGCGGCACAGCCGCAGAAAAGAAACAACUGUUCUGAAGUAUGGGAUGAGAGCAGCACCAGAACAUCCUUCCCUGAAAGUUGGAGGAAAAGUGCACUCAUCUGAGAACGAAUAAAAACAACCUGACAAAUGCCCAUUCCUACAUGUGCUCUGUGUAAUAAUGAGUUGAUCUCUCCAGCCCACCUGUGGAGCUAUUGCAGCUCCUGGUAUGCGGAGGAGUUGGGAGUGCACAGUCCCAAACCAGCCCUGUGCAGAGGCCUCUGCUUUAAGUUCUCCCUGGUGCUGCUCCCUGGGAGCCCGUUGCACCUUUGAGGCUGUGCGCCUACAGGCAUUGCUCACAGUGCCAGCUGCAUCUUCGUCAGCUUCCCAGAGAGCUGAGCAGGUGUGGCUGGUGGACCACUGCUGUGUUGGCAGCCCGGUUGGCAGCUGAGCAACGACCUGGGUUCACCCACCAUGCCACACGUGCUGCUUCCAUCCCACCAUGCACAGAUAGCAGCUUAUCUUGAGGAGUUUGGCCGUUACUAUUCCUUGACCAAACUCAUGUCCAUCUACCAAGCAACCAACAGGACUGCCUUCAACUGGACAGACAGCCGCAUUGUGGAGUGGGAGAAGUUUGCGGAGCUGGCUCGAUACGAGCCAGAAUCCCAGAAACCAACUGUGAAGGCUCUCCUGAUUGUGGCGUACUCAGUGAUUAUCAUCAUGUCUCUCUUUGGGAACGUGCUGGUGUGCCAUGUGGUGCUGAAGAACAAGAGGAUGCACUCGGCCACCAGCCUGUUCAUCGUCAACCUGGCUGUGUCUGACAUCAUGAUCACACUGCUCAACACGCCCUUCACUCUGGUUCGGUUUGUGAACAGCACCUGGAUCUUUGGGAAGGCGAUGUGCCAUGUCAGCCGCUUUGUGCAGUACUGCUCGCUGCACGUCUCCACGCUCACCCUGACAGCCAUUGCCCUGGACAGGCACCAGGUCAUUCUGAACCCACUCAAGCAAAGGAUGUCUCUGACAAAAGGAGCACUGAGCAUCGCUGUGAUCUGGCUGCUGGCUGCCUCCUUCUCCCUGCCCCAUGCCAUCUACCAGAAGCUCUUCCAGUACAACUACAGGGAAGCCACCGUGCGGAGUCUGUGCCUCCCGGAUUUCCCUGAGCCUGCAGAGCUGGUCUGGAAGUACCUGGACCUGUCCACCUUCCUGCUCCUCUACCUGCUGCCGCUGCUCGUCAUCACCGCCACCUACACGCGCCUGGCCAAAAAGCUGUGGCUGCGCAAUGCCAUCGGUGACGUCACCACGCAGCAGUACGUCGCCCACCACAGGAACAAGAAGAAGAGCAUCAAGAUGCUGGUGCUGGUUGUGGUGGUCUUCGCUGUCUGCUGGUUUCCCCUCAACUGCUACGUGGUGCUCAUCUCCAGCCUGGGCAUCAAAACCAACAACUCGCUCUAUUUUGCCCUGCACUGGUUUGCUAUGAGCAGCACCUGCUACAAUCCCUUCAUUUACUGCUGGCUGAAUGAGAGCUUCCGUGCGGAGCUCAGAGCCCUGCUGUGCAUGUGCCAGCACACAGCUCAGCCGUGCAGUGCUGCGCAGCCGCCCCUGGCCGCGUCCUGCCGUGAGGCCUGGGGGGAGCGAGCUGGGUGCACGAAGGGGCCCUCAUCAAACAGCGUUUGCUCCGCUGUGCUCAUCCCGACAGCCAACACUGACCUGUGAGCAAGGGUGGCAAUGGACGGAGUUUGGCACACGUCUGAAAGAAGGACCCUUGUAGCAGGUGAACCUCAUCCAUAGGGAUUCCCCCAGGUAAUUCAUACUAAAGCCUCCCAGCUGAGUGCAGGUGUAGCAGACAUGCUAACUCAGGGCUUGAAGAAGUGAUGCAGCACCUGAUGGGAAGGCAGGGCCAACUGGGGGAGCUCAAGUCAAACAGUGCCACUGAGUGGUGGAAGGGAUGGAUCCAGGAUCCACUCCUGCCCAGACCUCAUUUAAGGGCUGGCAGUGGAGGUGAGGGUAUCUCUCUGGAGAUCCCUGUGUACUUGAGGCCUUGUAAAGGUAAACAGCUUUUUUUCUGUAGAUUCUGCAUCCAGGGCUGCUGCACUUGGGCUUAUCCUAGCUUGCUGCAGCCAAAGUCUUUGCUACCCUGCUAAGAUUGCAUUAUAGCAUUACAGCAGGGUAAGGGGAAGUCAGCGGUGGGUGUCACACUGAGUCCUGCUGCUCCUCCUGUCCUGGUCCCAGCCCAGGCUGUGUGCUGGUGGAGCAGAGCACUGUAUUGGGGCUGUAGAGCUCCAUCUCUAUGUCAGACCUCAUGUCAUUUGGUUCACUGAGAAUUUAUUUUAAUUUCUGUUAAAUUAUGUUGCAAACAAACCUACAGGCACUGAAUUAAAGGCCACAAAAUAAUUCAUCAAGGCUGUAGCAUUCACCAACUGGAGAAUUAAAUAAUUCUAGAUAAUUACUAAUUGUUGUGGAAGAGAUUCAUUGAGGCAACUGAAUUGAAUCACAGUUAAAGGGGAGGCUUUCUACAGUUUUGAGAAGAAUAG
Lagopus muta (rock ptarmigan) is the source of this 3042-nucleotide messenger RNA. Its product is annotated as G-protein coupled receptor 83-like. Gene Ontology annotation, molecular function: neuropeptide Y receptor activity. NCBI's taxonomy places the organism in Eukaryota, Metazoa, Chordata, Aves, Galliformes, Phasianidae. Gene Ontology annotation, biological process: neuropeptide signaling pathway. Gene Ontology annotation, cellular component: membrane. The transcript has 6 exons. The coding region runs from base 986 to 2224 and encodes 412 amino acids. The record is from RefSeq and is a predicted model, not a curated record.